This is a messenger RNA of Solanum tuberosum (potato), 1593 nucleotides long. Its product is annotated as 3-ketoacyl-CoA synthase 5-like. Lineage: Eukaryota; Viridiplantae; Streptophyta; Magnoliopsida; Solanales; Solanaceae. The transcript has a single exon. Gene Ontology annotation, cellular component: membrane. The record is from RefSeq and is a predicted model, not a curated record. Gene Ontology annotation, molecular function: acyltransferase activity, transferring groups other than amino-acyl groups. The coding region runs from base 80 to 1507 and encodes 475 amino acids. Gene Ontology annotation, biological process: fatty acid biosynthetic process.
GCCAUAAACAUCAACAACUCUACUUUGCAAAAAGUAAACAUUAUUGUCCUUUGUCUUCAUCAAUUCCUUAAUUUUUCUCAUGGAGAAAAAACCAAUAAUUUUAGAUUCCUACAAGCUCUUAUGGAAACAAGUUUCUUCAACUUUGAUGGAGAUACUCAAAGUGUUGGUUCUUUUGCUUUUCUUUACCUUGGAGAGUUGUAUUAUUUUGCAAAAUCUUCAACCUAUGUUUCAUAUCGUACCUUUUUCUGUUCUACUUAUAUACUUCAUUUCCUUAGCCUAUAUUUCAAAAACAUGUCCUGUUUAUGUUGUUGAUUUUACAUGUUUUAAGCCACCAAACUGCUUGAGAGUUCCUUUUACCGCCUACAUUGAGAAUGCAAGAAUGCUUGAUUUCUUUGAUGAUAAAAGUGUCUCUUUCAUAUCUAAGAUUCUUCAUCUUUCAGGCUUGGGGGAGCAGACUUAUUUCCCACCAGGUCUUUUUUAUAUGCCUCCAAAAUCUGGUCAUAAAGAAGCUAUCAAUGAAGUUCACAUGAUCCUUUUCUCUGUUUUUGAAAAUCUCUUGUCCAAAACAAACAUUUCUCCUCAAGAUAUUGAUAUACUUAUUGUUAACUGUAGUGGCUUUUGCCCCAAUCCUUCUCUUUCUUCCAUUAUUGUUAACAAAUACGCUUUGAAAGAAGGGGUGAAGAGCUACACCAUAAGUGGGAUGGGUUGUAGCGCUAACUCACUAGCUGUGGACAUGGCUAGAAACAUUAUGUGCACCCAUGACAACUCCAACGCGGUCAUUCUCAGCACUGAGAUCUUAUCUACGGGGUGGUACCCCGGGAGAGAACGUCCUUUCAUGAUCUUGAACUGUAUUUUCCGCGUUGGGGGUGCCGCGAUCUUGUUGAGUAACAAGAAAGAGGCGAAAAGGCAUGCUAAGUAUAAAUUGCUUUGGACACUCAGGACACAAGGAGCAUUUGAUGACAAGGGUUAUUACUCUGCUUAUCGUGAUGAGGACUCCAGUGGAAUCACUGGAGUGAGGCUGAACGGGGAUGUGUUGCAAGUCGCUGGAGAUACUCUCCAGACCCACAUGCCCGUUCUAGGGGGGAGAUUCCUCCCCCUAAUAGAGAAACUAAGGUUUGUUAGAUCUGUAUUGAUGUAUAAAAGAAGUAAAGAAAUUUACAUUCCUAAUUUCAGAAGAGCAUUUCAACAUUUCUGUUUCCCGGCGACGGGGAAAUCGGUUGUGAGAGAGACUGCAAAGAGGUUGAAGCUUGGAGAUAGAGAUAUGGAGGCAGCAUUGAUGACAUUACAUAGGUUUGGGAAUCAGUCAUCAGCUUCAUUGUGGUAUGAAUUAGCUUACUUAGAGGGCAAGGAAAGAGUGAAAGAAGGUGACAAAGUAUGGCAAUUGGGAAUGGGAACUGGGCCUAAAUGCAAUAGUGUGGUCAUGGAAUGUAUAAGGCCUAUUUUGGGUGAGGCUCUUAUUGGACCAUGGGCUGAUACCAUCAAUGCCUAUCCACUCACAAUUCCAUGAUCCAAGCUUGUUCAAAGUUGAUGUAUUUCUAUUUUACUAUAUACAUUUGCCUUAUAAUAAAAUUUAAUUUUCUUUUUUUUUGUCAA